This is a messenger RNA of Cydia fagiglandana, 2180 nucleotides long. RefSeq names its product 6-phosphogluconate dehydrogenase, decarboxylating (gene Pgd). NCBI's taxonomy places the organism in Eukaryota, Metazoa, Arthropoda, Insecta, Lepidoptera, Tortricidae. The transcript has 12 exons. The record is from RefSeq and is a predicted model, not a curated record. The coding region runs from base 114 to 1565 and encodes 483 amino acids. Gene Ontology annotation, cellular component: cytosol. Gene Ontology annotation, molecular function: NADP binding; phosphogluconate dehydrogenase (decarboxylating) activity. Gene Ontology annotation, biological process: pentose-phosphate shunt, oxidative branch; pentose-phosphate shunt.
CACGCUUGACAUUUUUGACAUUGGGAUGAGUGCCCGAUCGGCUUUCGGUCAGCAAAGUAGUUAGCGGAAUAUUUUAAGGAUAAUAUUUUCUUAAGUGUUAAAUUGUUUAAGACAUGGCAGAACCAAAAGCUGACAUUGCCCUGAUCGGGUUGGCUGUGAUGGGACAGAAUCUUAUCCUCAACAUGGAUUCUAAAGGAUUUGUAGUUUGUGCAUUUAACAGAACUGUUGCCAAGGUGGAUCAAUUUCUUGCUAAUGAAGCAAAAGGAACAAAAAUUAUUGGAGCUAAAUCCUUAGAAGACAUGGUUGCAAAACUCAAAAAGCCAAGAAAAGUUGUCAUUUUGGUAAAAGCUGGGUCAGCAGUGGAUGAAUUUGUUUCAAAAUUGGUUCCACUAUUGGAGAAAGGUGAUAUAAUAAUAGAUGGUGGUAACUCUCAAUACAUGGACACACAGCGCUGGUGCAAGGAACUGAAGCCCACUGGGAUCCACUAUGUGGGAAUGGGUGUGAGUGGGGGGGAGGACGGCGCCCGGUACGGCCCGUCGCUGAUGCCCGGCGGCCACCCGGCCGCUUGGCCCCACGUCAAACCAAUAUUCCAGGCUAUCUGCGCUAAAGCGAACAACGAGCCCUGCUGUGACUGGGUGGGCGAGGACGGUGCCGGCCACUUUGUGAAGAUGGUGCACAAUGGCAUCGAGUAUGGCGACAUGCAACUCAUCUGUGAAGCCUACCAUCUUAUGAAAGACGUUUUAGGUAUGGAUCAAGGUGAAAUGGCGCGUGUAUUUGAAGAGUGGAACAAAGGCGAAUUAGACUCGUUCCUUAUUGAAAUCACAAGAGAUAUUCUCAAUUUCAAGGAUUCUGAUGGUAAAUACUUGCUGCCGAAGAUCCGUGACUGCGCGGGCCAGAAGGGCACGGGCAAGUGGACGGGUAUCAGCGCGCUCGAGUACGGCGUGCCGGUCACUCUCAUCGGCGAGGCCGUGUUCGCGCGCUGCCUGUCCGCACUCAAAGAGGAGCGAGUGAAGGCGAGCGGCGUGCUGCCCGGCGCGGCGGGCCGGUUCACGGGGGACAAGACGGCGUUCCUGGAGCACCUGCGCAAGGCGCUCUACGCCAGCAAGAUCAUCUCGUACGCGCAAGGGUUCAUGUUGCUGCGCGAAGCCGCCAAGGUGCAUCAAUGGAACCUGAACUACGGGAGCAUCGCUCUGAUGUGGCGCGGAGGCUGCAUCAUCAGGAGCGCGUUCCUCGGCAAUAUCAAGGACGCCUUCACGAAGAACCCUCAGCUGUCCAACCUGCUGCUGGACCCGUACUUCACGAAGCACAUCGGCGCGUCGCAGGAGUCUCUGAGGCAGGUGGUGGCGCAGAGCGCGCUGGUGGGAGUGCCCGCGCCGGCCUUCGGCGCCGCGCUCGCCUUCUACGACGGGUACCGCGCCGGCGUCUUGCCCGCUAACCUGCUACAGGCCCAGAGAGACUACUUCGGCGCGCACACCUAUGAGCUGGCCGCGAAGCCGGGCGAGUUCAUCCACACCAACUGGACCGGACACGGCGGCAACGUCUCCGCGUCCACCUACAGCACGUAGACAUGCAAACGGACACACUGAGGUGGUAUUCAACAGUAGCUACAGUAAAAAAAGAGCAUUUUGAAAAACAUUUGUGUGAUUCAUAUAUUUUUCGUAUUUUUUUUUAUACUUCUCUAAGGACAACGGAAUUGUAUGUUUUAAACAAGUGCAUUUAUCUGACGAUAAUAGAAAGUAUAUACUACUAAAUAAACGAUUACUGUAUUUGCAUUGCCCUCAAUAAUUACAUUUCAGUCUUAAUAAUUGUCUUGACUAAGCUUUCUUGAUAGUUUGCAUGUGUUGCGAUAACAGCCAAGUACCUAAUUCAUUUUUGAUACAUUCGAUUUUUUUAUAUAGUGUGAGUAAUCCAUAUUGAAUAAGUAUAAGAGCCAAUGUUGAGUGUUUUUAAAAUCAAUUCGAAACUUUAUUUUAUUUAUUUAUUACAAUCAUUCCUACUAUGUAAUAACAUUCCUUUGUCAGUCAUAAACUGAAAACAACAUUAAGUACAUUAUUAUUAAACAUGGUGAACGGUAAAUUACGGGGUGAAAUGUUAUUGUGAUAUCUUACUGCGUCAUGAGAGUCAUAAGUGAUAUAGUGCUUCCUAUAUAAUAUUUUUUAAAUAAAUAUAUUUUAUUAAAA